Molecule: messenger RNA, 2696 nt
Organism: Triplophysa rosa
Lineage: Eukaryota; Metazoa; Chordata; Actinopteri; Cypriniformes; Nemacheilidae
Gene: ric8b
Product: RIC8 guanine nucleotide exchange factor B
Exons: 10
Coding region: 107-1717 (536 amino acids)
Biological process (GO): G protein-coupled receptor signaling pathway
Cellular component (GO): cytoplasm; plasma membrane
Molecular function (GO): guanyl-nucleotide exchange factor activity; G-protein alpha-subunit binding
Source: RefSeq, a predicted model, not a curated record
GAGAGAGGGGGAGGGGGAGGGAGGAUGCGUGUAAUUCCCAUUCAACUGUUGUUGUUGUUGUAAGAAGGACUGUCAGUUUUACUAGUCGAACAGGCAACAUUCAGAGAUGAAUCUAAGCGUUAUUCUGUCGGAGAUCGACGGUGGAGAUGAUGAAACAGUUGAAAAGCUUUUGCAGAAGUAUAACACAGAGAACAGCCACACAUUUUCCUUUGACCACAAAGAGGCGGAUGUACGAAUUAAGUUGUGUCAUGGCCUGCUUACAGUGCUCCGUCGGUCAGCUCGACCACUCUGCCAAAGCACCUGCUUGGAGACCAUGCGCAUCCUUUCCAGAGACAAGAGUGUUCUGGGACCUGUAGCCACCCGGAAGGGCAUCCUCACCCUAGUUGGUCUGGCUCGGAUUCGUGCGUUGGGCGAUGACGGAGAACCAUUUGAGGAUGCUCAGUCAGGAGAGGAAGAGAGGGUUGUGGUGGAGGCUCUUAAGUGCCUGUGUAACGUGGUGUUCAACAGCGUAGCGGCACAGCAAGUAGGAGCUGACGUUCAGCUGGCAGAGGGCCUGUGUGCCAGGUUGCAUUCGCUUAGCUCCGCCCAUCAUGAGGUGGGACUGUUCUCCCUACGGUUGCUGUUUUUGCUCUCAGCCCUACGGACGGAUGUACGUUGCACUCUGAGGAAGGAGGCGGGUGCUUUGAGGCUGCUUACUGAUGUGCUGGAACGCACCCUUGAUGUGCGCUGGGUGGGGCCGUAUGAGGUUGCGCCCCCUGACCCAGAUGCCCCGCCCAUUUCACUAGAGAACAAUGAGCGUGCCAUGGAAGCCCUUAAAGCUCUGUUUAACAUCACUAUGUCUGACUCCAGUGAUGAGGAUAAUGAGCAUCAACUUCGCCUUGUGGUAGGCAUCAUGCGUCACCUCCUGAUGCUGAAGACACAUACAGAAGAUAAAACAGAGGAGGCUCACAGUCAUGCUAUAAAUCUCCUGAGUAACCUUCCAGUACAGUGUCUGGAUGUACUCAUAGACGUCCCCGUCCAAGGUGGACUGGAAAAGUACGGUGGGAAAAACUUAGACGUGGUGCAGGUGCUGCUAGAUUUCAUGGAGAGGAGGAUAGACAAGGGGUCCAACUACAAAGAAGGCCUGACACCCGUGCUGAGCCUGAUGACGGAGAGCUCCAGAUACCACAGGGAAAUCCGCAGAUGCCUCAAGACCCAGGUGUUGCCACCUCUGAAGGAUGUGAAUGAAAGACCAGAAAUUGGCUGCACUGUUCGGAACAAAUUGGUGCGUCUCAUGACGCAUAUAGACAUGGCUGUAAAACAGGGGGCUGCUGAGUUUCUGUUUGUGCUGUGCAAAGAGAGCGUGGAUAAUCUGUUGAAGUACACUGGUUAUGGUAACGCUGCUGGCCUGCUGAUGGCGCGAGGGUUGCUGGCUGGUGGCAGAGGUGAGACGGAGUACUCAUCUGAUGAAGACUCCGACACUGAAGAAUACAAGUCAGCCAAACCAUUCAUUAAUCCCAUCACGGGUCACAUAGAGCACCCAAUGCCUAACCCCAUGGACGAGAUGACAGAGGAACAGAAGGAAUAUGAAGCACAGAAACUUGUACAUAUGAUUGAUGAAUUAUCAAGGACAGAACUAAUCAGGCCAAUGGGAGUGAGGAAGGAUGGCACUCUAGCGCCUCUAGGGGAGACCAUCCAUGGAUGCUGUCCACCACCCAGCGACUCGGACUCAGACUAGCAGAUGCUCUACUCACAGAAAGCCUUCAAGGCAAAGCCUGCAGACCGGCGCGAACUGCCGCCUUACUCACAAACUGUCCUGUGCACAGUUAUUUAUGACCAAGAUUAUUAUUUUGCUGCAGAAGUAGGCUACAUGCCUCUCUAAUGGAAGCUUGUGUGAUAAACAGUACAUAAUUAACAGAGUGAAGAAGGAGAAAAUUGGUUUAAUAGGUAUCUGGUCAAUAUUAAAGAAAGAUUUUAAUGUUAUAAGAUAUCAGAACACAAAAUAAAUUACUGUUAGGUCGUAAGUUAUAUACUUUUUCACUUGUCUAUGAAGUGGCUCUCAAAUAGGUUCAUGUUCUAAGGAAUCUAUUGUCCUCAAGACUCGAUGUUCAAAGCUGUUUGUAUUUGUUAUUACAAUCUGUGGCUCAGAUGACACAUGAGAACUGUAACUGUUGCUGCCUUACAUGUAUCCCUUAAAAAUCUGUUAUACAUGUGUUUUGAAAUGUUACAUGCCAAGACAAGCCAUGAAAUAACUUGCAUUGAGACAUGGUUAUUUUUACACUCAGAUUUUUACUUUUCAGGUUUUUCUUUUUGUGUAGCCAGUUAUACUGUAUGCCUCAGGUUUUACACUCAUAUCUGGCCUCUGUUUUAUAUUAUUUUUAGCAUAUUUUUCUGUAUACUCAUUUUUUUACUUUCACUUUCUGUCAAUGCACUACAGAAUGUAGAUUGUUUGCCCUUUUUCUAAUAAAGGAAUUUCCGUUUUCUACCCAAGAUAAAGCAUGUUAAAAUAAACUUCAGAUUUUUUAAAUAUUUAUGUUGAUUAUCUGAUUUAAAGACUGCGACCAAAGGUUGUGAAUACCUUCAUCUUCUAUUACCACUAUUGUAAAUCAAACAAAAACAGAAUAACAGAGCUUUGUAAAACCUUGUUUAUGGUUUUCUCUUGAUUCAUCUUGACAAUCAUUUGCAAUAAAAACUGUGUAUUAUCCUUUGUUUGAAAA